Ornithodoros turicata is the source of this 1019-nucleotide messenger RNA. RefSeq lists its product as uncharacterized. The record is from RefSeq and is a predicted model, not a curated record. Lineage: Eukaryota; Metazoa; Arthropoda; Arachnida; Ixodida; Argasidae. The transcript is spliced from 5 exons. The coding region runs from base 16 to 771 and encodes 251 amino acids.
GCCAGUAUAUAGUUUAUGCAACAUCGUCUGCCAUGUAACCCGCGACCCCCGCGACGCAAAAGCUCACAGCUGGGCCCAUCUUUUUCUGCCACCGUUUUCGCGCGCCUUCUGCGCACAUGCAUUACACGUUCUCCAUUCGGUGCAACAAAAGUAACAGCUGCCCUGUACAAGACAGACGUGAGUCACCGUUGUUGGAACGCCCUGCCAAAGAGCCAGUGGCACGCCAGCUGUGUCAUGGACUGUGAUGCAGAAUCCAACAGAAUCAGUGCACGCCUGCGUCGCAUGCACUUCUCCAUGUCAAACUGGGCGAGCCGAAAGAUAAAAGGGGUGCUCAGCUUUAGUUCAACGAGGCGACAGCAGAGCAGGAAGUCUGUCGACGCCGGAACGCAGACCCACCUGUCUGGCGAUGUCGUCUCGGCGGACAACAAAAGUGUGCAGUCUCGGUACAGAUUGCGUCGGCCAAUCUGUCCUACCUACGACGCCGAUCGAAACCAAUACCCGGCAGUCUUGCUUGACCGCAAAGACCGUUUCCAACAGCACUGGUUCAUCGAACCUAUCGUCGCCACGAUCACCGAAGUUCUACAGUAUCCGUGGGGAACUGACGCCCUCUUCAUGUGCGCCCUCGUCUUAUUGGCUGCCGUUUGUGUCGUCGCCUACUACGUCAUAUUCGUGGUCAUCCCCAUCAUGGCACUCGGUGUCUUAUUGGCCAUUGUCAACUCUGCCAUCUUCGAACGCAGUUUGGCAACAAACGUUCGACGUCUUCUAAGCUGACCAGCGUUCCUCUGACGAUAUGCAUGGGAACUCUUUCAAGUUUUUCAGAACCGUCUGUAUCUAGUGCGACGUGGUGUCAUAUGGUGUCGUCUGCCACCAUUGCCGAAUACGUCUUGUGUGCACCACACUGUGUCAAAGUCAAUGCUGUGAUAUUAAGGUGCGCUGUCGCAGAGCAUCAGAAGUGCAUUUACGUGGUACGACAAAACCGUUCCGGUGACCUGUAUUGUAAAUAAAUGUUUUUAGACGCU